AUGGUGAUGCUCCUGCAGCAUAGCAACAACAUCAGCACCGGUCACAGCCCCGCAGCGCUGAGCCGGGGGGGACACACCGCGGCGGCCGUGCUCCUCGGGUUCAUCCUGGUCCUAGGCUUCCUCGGUAACUUCCAGGUGCUCGCUGUGUUCUCGCGGUUCCCCGGGCUGCGGACUCCCGCCAACCUGCUGCUGAUCAACAUCAGCGUCAGCGACAUGCUCGUCUGCAUCUGCGGGACGCCCAUCAGCUUCGCGGCCAGCGUGCGUGGCAGGUGGCUGACCGGGUCCUACGGGUGCCGAUGGUAUGGUUUCUCCAACGCGCUUUGCGGUAUAGUAUCUCUGGUGUCUCUCUCUCUGCUGUCCUUUGAGCGCUACUUGAUCGUGCUCCACAGCAGACAGUCAGACUGCUCUCAGUACCGCAGGGCCAGACUCGCUGUGGCGGCCUCCUGGCUCUACUCGCUGGUCUGGACUCUGCCGCCGCUGCUGGGCUGGAGCAGCUAUGGGCCUGAGGGUCCCGGCACCACCUGCUCAGUCGAGUGGCACCAGCGCUCGGCCGCAGCUCGCUCCUACAUCAGCUGUUUGUUCGUCUUCUGCCUGCUGCUGCCGCUGCUGCUCAUGCUGUUCUGCUAUGGGAGGAUCCUGCUGGCUGUGCGAAAAGUGGCGAGACAGGUCACCAGGAGCAAACAGUCCUCAGCUGAGCGGAGAGAAGUCCGCAUACUUGUAAUGGUGGUGUCCAUGGUGACGGGCUACCUGUUAUGCUGGAUGCCAUACGGGGUUGUGGCGAUGCUGUCCUCCUUUGGUCGGAACGGUGUGGUGCCGCCUGCUGCCAGUUUAAUCCCUUCCCUGCUGGCAAAGACCAGCACCGUCCUUAACCCCAUCAUUUAUGUGCUGCUUAACAAGCAGUUCAGCAGGUGUUUCCUGCACAUGAUCAGGUGCAGCUCAGACGCCCCGCCUACUCCGAUCCACCACACGUUGCCUAGCAGCAGGAGAGAGUGGCCUCCAGUUGUCAUCCCGCCAACUGACAAACUAAACAUGACACCCACCACGCUCACAUCCAGUUGA
Molecule: messenger RNA, 1059 nt
Organism: Scomber japonicus (chub mackerel)
Lineage: Eukaryota; Metazoa; Chordata; Actinopteri; Scombriformes; Scombridae
Product: pinopsin-like
Exons: 5
Coding region: 1-1059 (352 amino acids)
Biological process (GO): G protein-coupled receptor signaling pathway
Cellular component (GO): membrane; photoreceptor outer segment
Molecular function (GO): G protein-coupled receptor activity
Source: RefSeq, a predicted model, not a curated record